This is a messenger RNA of Phragmites australis (common reed), 1061 nucleotides long. Its product is annotated as heat shock protein 21, chloroplastic-like. NCBI's taxonomy places the organism in Eukaryota, Viridiplantae, Streptophyta, Magnoliopsida, Poales, Poaceae. Gene Ontology annotation, biological process: response to heat. The transcript is spliced from 2 exons. The record is from RefSeq and is a predicted model, not a curated record. The coding region runs from base 133 to 816 and encodes 227 amino acids.
GCCACCCAAUCCUCUCUCGAUCUAUAUAAACGUUUCCAUUAAUCCAUGUGGGAGUAGUACUAUAAAACAGCCACAAACUAGACCAGAACUGAUAUGCGUUGAAGUCUCUCUAUUUCGAGAGUAGUGGUGAGAAUGUCGUCGGUUCUGGCCUCUUACACAACUGCGGCGAGCCGAUCGCCGGUGCUGCCGGCUUCUUCUGGUGUGCCAGCCCGCUGUUCUUGGGGGCCGUCGGUGGCAUACCGACCUUCUGCCGCAGUCAAGUGCGGGCGGAGGCCGCUUGCCGUGACCUGUGCGCUCCCGGCGAAUGAACGGCUGGCAGCAUUCAGCAUUCCCCCCACCGCUCUGCUGUGCCCCGUGCUGCCGCCGGACGGCAAGGAGCGGUGGGACAUCAAGGAGGAGGCGGGCCGCGUCACGCUGUGGUUCCAGGUACCGGGGCUGUCGGAGGACGACAUCGAGGUCAAUGCCAGCGAUGACAUGCUCGAGAUCAAGCGGAGGAGCAGCCUUGCCGGCACCGAUCAGACACCCGUGGACGCACACGGCGUGGGUGCGUUCCACAUCCGGCUGCUAAUGACCAAGGAGUACGAUGGCGAUAGCGUUACGGCCGAGCUCAAGUCCGGCAUGCUGGAGGUCACCGUCGGCAAGCGCCCUCACGGCGACCGCGAGGUCAGGACGGUUACGUUGGGGCCCCAAGGCAAAGGCCAAGGCGCUGGUGCGGCCAGGGUGAGCUUGAAAGAAGAGAUACCGCAAGGUGGAGGCGCGAAACAAGGUGCAGGUGUAGAGGCAGGGGCAAGUGGGAAGGGGUCGAGCUCGACCUAGCCGAGGGCUCUCGCCAUCUUUUCUCCGAUGCUCUCCUUUUGUGUCAAAAGCAAUAAGGCCCAUUUGGAAUGCGGUAGUUUUAUGUGAUUCCUGCGAGAUCUUUGCUUAUGAAAAAUUGAAAUUCCUUUAAAAAUCCUACCUUCCAACGGGGCCUAUAUUCGCAAAGUGUUUUCUGCAAUGUAGAGGAACUCGAUCAAGCCAGCACUCGGCUUAAAUCAUUUUUCAUGGUUGAACUUGUGUGUGCA